Dovyalis caffra is the source of this 750-nucleotide messenger RNA. NCBI's taxonomy places the organism in Eukaryota, Viridiplantae, Streptophyta, Magnoliopsida, Malpighiales, Salicaceae. The record is from the annotation of a GenBank genome assembly.
AUGAAGUUUAACAUUGCAAAUCCAACCACUGGGUGCCAGAAGAAGCUUGAAAUCGAUGAUGACCAGAAACUCCGAGCAUUCUUUGACAAGAGGAUCUCGCAAGAAGUCAGUGGAGAUGCACUGGGCGAGGAAUUCAAGGGUUAUGUAUUUAAGAUUAUGGGAGGCUGUGACAAGCAGGGUUUCCCAAUGAAGCAAGGAGUUCUAACUCCAGGCCGUGUCCGUCUUUUGCUGCACAGAGGUACACCUUGCUUCCGUGGAUACGGCAGGAGAAAUGGAGAGCGCAGAAGGAAGUCUGUUCGUGGAUGCAUUGUUAGUCAAGAUCUCUCAGUUUUGAACUUGGUCAUUGUGAAGAAGGGUGAGAAUGAUCUUCCUGGCCUGACAGAUGUUGAGAAGCCAAGGAUGAGAGGUCCAAAGAGGGCGUCAAAGAUCAGGAAACUGUUUAACCUCUCUAAGGAGGACGAUGUCCGGAAGUAUGUUAACACAUACCGCCGAACAUUUGUAACGAAAUCUGGUAAGAAGGUUAGCAAGGCUCCCAAAAUUCAAAGGUUGGUUACUCCCCUGACUUUGCAAAGGAAGCGUGCAAGAAUAUCUGACAAGAAGAAGAGAAUCGCAAAGGCUAAGGCUGAGGCAGCUGAGUAUCAGAAGCUUCUUGCCACCAGGUUAAAGGAGCAGCGUGAGCGCCGCAGUGAGAGCUUGGCAAAGAAGAGAUCUAGACUUUCUGCUGCCUCAAAGCCCUCAGUUGUGGCUUAA